Messenger RNA from Haemonchus placei, 2106 nucleotides. The record is from the annotation of a GenBank genome assembly. Lineage: Eukaryota; Metazoa; Nematoda; Chromadorea; Rhabditida; Trichostrongylidae.
AUGAACAGACGACGACGCUCGCGAGAUACUCAUACCCCAGAACAAACCCACUUUUCACCGCAUCCUUACCCUAAGAACAACUCUCCUGCACGAAAAGAAACAACUACACCACCACGAAACAAGGUCACAUUUGCUCCCCUACCCCCACAACAUAUUAAAACAAACAUCUAUUUUCAAUAUCAGGCAGAUUCAGACAUCAUCAGCAAUAGUACGGUAAGCACGAAUACCCGCUUAAUGGUCAUACAAGUCCAAGCUGAAAACGAACUCAACAACAAAAUGGAACAUGCCUACGCCAUACUAGAUUCGGCGUCAGAUCAGUCGUUCAUACCCUCCUCCUUAGCAAGCCGACUACAACUAGACACUGAAUACGAAACGAUCAUAAACGUAAACACAUUCGGUGGACGCGCUGAAGUUAAAAAAGUAAAACACAUUACAGUCGCGCUCCUCAACGACAACGGCCAUUCAAUAGAAGUAUCCUUACUUACCGUUGACACGUUAACACAUAUACUCACACUACCACAACUUCCGAUGGAAGACCAACUCUUCCUAUCACAAACACACCCUCACUUGGAGAAAGCAUUAUCUCAAGAUUCUUCCAUGGAUAUUAUCCCCGAUAUCCUAUUAGGAAUCGAUUACAUUCACAAAAUACUACUCACUAAUGAACCCAUAAUUUCAUUACCCUCAGAAUACUUCGUAACACCUACUAUCUUCGGUCCUGUAAUAUCAGGAAACUCUCGCAACCAUUACACUCAUCCAACAAAACUAUGCCAACAUAUAAACACCAUCGAUCUAUACACAACGACAACACACACAGACUACUCAGAUCUUUGGAAACUACCUGGUAUAGGCACAGAAGAACUACAAACUGAUGAAGAACUCAACAGACAAAUUAUUUCCGACUUCUACUCCACAGUACAAGACGUAAAUGGUAAAAUCCACAUUGAGUUUCCCUGGAAACCUAACAAAUUCCGCCUAGAAAACAACUAUAACCUUGCUCUCAGCAGUUUACACCAGCUAUAUAAAAUGAAAGACAAAAAUCCUAAAUGCUGGGAAGAAUACUGUGCCAUCAUUAAAAAACAACUUGGUAAAGGAUUCGUAGAAGACAUCCCCGCUGAAUCGCAACCUUCCGGUCCCAUAUACUAUAUACCCCAUCAAGCAGUGAUAAAGUCCACUAGUGCAACUACUAAGACCAGAAUCGUGCUCGAUGCCCCAUCAAAAAUGAAAGGUCAAUUGAGCCUUAAUGACGUUAUCUACCAGGGACCUUUGAUCUUAUCCAAUUUAUGUGGUAUUCUUUUACGAUCACGACUCGGCUCCAAGAUACUGAAAGCCGACGUAGAAAAGGCAUUCCAUAUGAUUUACCUACAAGAAUCAGAACGUGACUUCGUUCGAUUCUUAUGGUUAAAAGACGUUAACGUAAAUCCUACACUGAAUAAUAUACGCAUACUCCGCUUCUGCAGGCUCCCAUUCGGCAUUAACACUUCACCAUUCCUGUUGGGUAUAUCAAUACAAUAUGGACUCGAACAACAAAAACACGAGGAUAAACUAACCAUCAAACAAUUAAUCGAGAAUUUAUAUGUGGAUAAUAUCCUGAUGUUAAACUUAUGGUUACAGUCCCUUCUCAACACCUAUCAUACUUGUAAAAAGAUCUUUGCUAACAUGUCCAUGGAUCUUCGGCAAUUCAUAACAAAUGAUGAGAAUUGCAACUCACACAUAGCUGACGAAGACAAAAUACCAACCUCUUCUGUCAAAAUUCUAGGUAUUCCUUGGGACUACACAAAAGAUACUUUUACACUCUCAUGUAAGUUGACACAGCAAAUCCGACAAAACGUAAAAUUCUUCAAGCCACACAUUCUACUUUCGACCCUCUUGGAUUUCUGUUACCCAUUCUCCUUCCAGCAAAACUUCUUCUCCAGGAUCUAUGGAAACAAAAACAAAAUUGGGACGAGCUACUCCCUCAGGAAUACAAUAAAGUGUGGCACAACAUAUGCGAGCACGCGAACGGUUUCACAGUUCAAUUCCCCAGGAACGUUCUCAGUCCUCAAGACCAUACCCAAUACUCAAUUCACUCAUUCGUNGACGCCUCUAUUCGAGCAUACGCAACAGUAG